AGCGAAUUGCAUUGUCUCGAAGCAGUGUGACUGUUCAGUUUAUAUCCAGCUGCUUGAUUGGUAACACGAAAAUUCAACAGAAGAGUGAUAAGUGAAUACAUCUUCAUGCAACUUGAGAAUUCCAUCCUCUCAGAACUUAUGCUAUGCAGUAAGUUGAAGUUCUUACAAGAAUCUUAACAGUUAAUAAUCUGAAGAUGCAAUAUCUGGUAAGUAAGGCGAGUGGUGUUUUAGAAGUGCCCUAGAAACGUUCUGGAUCGUUGAUUUUAAUACGUUCAGCUGCUAGCAGUACUUGUUGGAAUUCAUCGAAACUACAGAUUUUCUUCCAGUCCUACCAGACCCAGCCAUAACUUUCUUCAAGCGAAAACCUGCUUCGGGGUUCCAUUCACUUGAAUUGUUGCAACUAAGGGACACCUUUCCUAGAAGCUUCAACAUAAUGGAUUCGGCCACUGUAGUGCAGCAACUACGAAGUGCUUACCACAGCGGAAAAACAAGAAGUGUAGAAUACAGAGAAAAACAACUCCGGAAUCUGCUGCAAUUGUAUGAAGAAAAUCAUGAGGAAAUGGCUAGGGUUUUAGAAAUUGAUCUAAGAAAACACAAACAAGAAGCAUACAUUCUAGAAAUCGAUUUUCUCAUUAAUGAUCUUCGGAAUAUAAUUUUCAACUUCCGCGAAUGGGUCAAGCCAGAGCAACCGGGAAAGGCUAUGUUGAACAUGAUGGAUAAAGUUUUCAUAUAUAAAGAUCCCUACGGUGUAAUAUUGGUAAUAGGUGCAUGGAACUACCCGCUACAGGUCACUUUGGCACCCGUGGCUGCGGCAAUUGCUGCGGGAAAUUGUGUCCUAAUCAAACCAAGUGAGGUGGCGCCAGCGACUUCUAGGUUUAUCGCAGAAACAAUUCCAAAAUAUUUGGAUCAGGACUGUUAUCGCGUUGUUGAAGGGGGCGUAAAAGAAACUUCCGAGCUGUUGCAACAAAAAUUCGAUUAUAUUUUCUUCACGGGAUCUGGAAAGGUGGGACGUAUUGUGCAUCAAGCAUGUAAUACAAAUCUAACACCUUGUACCCUUGAACUGGGCGGGAAAAGUCCAUGCUUCAUCGACAGCACAACGGACAUAUCUAUCGCUACGAAACGAAUACUUUGGGGAAAAUUCAUCAACGCUGGCCAAACAUGCAUCGCUCCAGAUUAUAUACUUUGUUCUAAGGCAGUACAGGAACAGAUUCUGGAGGAAGCAAGGUCUAUCUUAAUAGAGUGGUAUGGUGAAGAUCCGAAAAAUAGCCCAGAUCUAUGUCGUAUUAUCAAUCAAGGACACUUCGAACGUCUGAGACGAAUGAUUGAAGGAGCAAAUGUUGCGAUAGGAGGUGAUAUAGAUUCCGAAGAAAAGUAUAUUUCCCCAACAAUACUUAUCGAUGUGGAACCCGAAGACGCCAUAAUGCAAGACGAAAUUUUUGGCCCAAUUCUACCAAUCGUGAACGUUGAAGAAUCACACGAUGCAAUUGAAUUUAUCAAUUCGAGAGCUCCAGCAUUGGUGUUGUAUAUUUUUACACAAGAUAAAGAUUUACAAGAGGUCUUCAUUCAUACAACUACAUCUGGUGGCAUAUGCCUCAAUGACACAAUCCUGCAAUUCAAUGUUGAAUCAUUGCCAUUUGGAGGAGUCGGUCCCAGUGGAAUGGGAGCAUAUCACGGCAAGUAUGGGUUCGAUUCAUUCACACACAAAAAGUCUUGUCUUAUGAAGGACUUCAACGCACUUGGAGAAAAGUUGGCUUCCUCGAGGUAUCCACCAUAUUCAGAUAGUAAAAUAUCGUUUUUGGCAACUAUGAUGAAGAAACGCCAAGGAUUCUCGGUAAAAUUUUUACCGUACUUGUUCAUGUUUGUGAUCGGUGUAGGAUUUGCAUUGAUUGGGAAAAAUAUUAUGGAUGCAUACUACUAAUUAAUGUAAAUAAACAUUACUCAAUUAAAUUCAAAGAAAAUAAUGCAGUCAGACAAGGACCAUCUUCCAAGACAAGACAAGGACCAUUCUUCGA
This is a messenger RNA of Toxorhynchites rutilus septentrionalis, 2012 nucleotides long. Its product is annotated as aldehyde dehydrogenase family 3 member A2-like. Gene Ontology annotation, cellular component: cytoplasm. Gene Ontology annotation, biological process: aldehyde metabolic process. The record is from RefSeq and is a predicted model, not a curated record. Bases 434 to 1918 code for a protein of 494 amino acids. Gene Ontology annotation, molecular function: aldehyde dehydrogenase (NAD+) activity. Lineage: Eukaryota; Metazoa; Arthropoda; Insecta; Diptera; Culicidae. The transcript is spliced from 10 exons.